Messenger RNA from Venustampulla echinocandica, 450 nucleotides. Its product is annotated as putative 60S ribosomal protein L27a. Gene Ontology annotation, biological process: translation. Bases 1 to 450 code for a protein of 149 amino acids. NCBI's taxonomy places the organism in Eukaryota, Fungi, Ascomycota, Leotiomycetes, Helotiales, Pleuroascaceae. Gene Ontology annotation, cellular component: ribosome; cytosolic large ribosomal subunit. Gene Ontology annotation, molecular function: structural constituent of ribosome. The transcript has 3 exons. The record is from RefSeq and is a predicted model, not a curated record.
AUGCCUACUCGUCUAAGCAAUACCCGCAAGCACCGCGGUCAUGUCUCCGCUGGUAGGGGAAGAGUAGGCAAGCAUCGCAAGCAUCCCGGUGGAAGAGGUCUUGCUGGUGGACAACAUCAUCACCGAACGAACAUGGACAAGUACCAUCCUGGUUACUUCGGAAAGGUCGGUAUGCGGUACUUCCACAAGCAAGGCAACCACUUCUGGAGGCCCAUUAUCAACUUGGACAAGCUCUGGUCCCUCGUCCCCGCCGAGAAGCGUGACGAAUACCUCUCCGGCAGCAAGAAAGACACCCUCCCUGUCCUCGACCUCCUUCCCCUCGGAUACUCAAAAGUUCUCGGCAAAGGCAAAAUGCCAGAAGUCCCAUUAGUCGUGCGCGCGAGAUGGUUCAGCAAGGAGGCAGAGCGGAAGAUCACCGAGGCUGGUGGUGUUGUCGAAUUGGUUGCAUGA